CAGCUUGCCGUGGCUCUCAGUCGCGCCUGCUCCCUCUGUAACUACUGGUUUGUUCUCUUCCGUGUUGUGUGCCAGUGUACUCACAACAUCUCUGUCCUACACGUAAUUACAGUUAUCAGUGGUUGAGUAUAACAGUCGUACAGGCCUACUACUAUUUUCUCUCUCUCUUACGUAGCCUCCGACAGAAUGCUUCUUUAAACAUUUUACUACAGUAUUGCCAUAAUCUUUUCUUACGUUGUAAAUAUGUUUCUCCAGUUUAUUCAGACAGUUUCGUGAUGCAGCUUUACGAGGCCAUGGAGGAGCGGUGAUCGCUGAGGGCGCGGCGAUGCGGGAGCCGUGACUUCUACUACCACUGCCAUGGCGGAGGAACCCGAGGUCAUCCCACCGACAUUCUUGCAGAAACUGCUGUUUUACACCACUGCGUUCUUCAUCCUCCUCGGGACUUUCAGCCUCUUCGCCUUCCUCUUCCUCGUGCCUUUCGUGAUCGAUCCGGCCUUCACCACAAUCUUCAUGGAGUUCGACACGAACCCGGCGUGGUGUCAGACGGUCGACACGCUAAAGCAACAAGGUGUGUCCAACUGCACCUGGAGUUCGUGCCGCGAGGGCUGCACCAAGGAGGUGUACGAGUGCACGCAGAUCCGGGUAAACUACAAGCUGAGACCAUCCGAAGGGGAAGAGGGAGGCGAGGAAAGGAAGGCCGAGGAGGACGGAGACGCGCGGGUGGAGCGCGCGCUGCGCGAUUACGAGUACUUCGAGCCGCAGAAGGAGGAGGACGACGAGGCCGACUUCUCCGGCGACGAGGACCAGCCGCUCGAGCCACGCACGGGGCUCAUGGGCAACGACUCCGAGUGGUACUUCACCUUCGCCAAGCUGUUCCCCAACGUCAAGGGCUGCGGCUACCCGCCGAUGCUCAACUGCACCAUCUUCGUCGGACUGUACGAGACGCCCGGGACCAACUUCUCGUGCUACUACAGCAAGGUGGACCCCGGGCUCGUCAUCAGCGACCUCGACAUGCACCAGGUGUACAUGAACCUGGUGUACGCCAUGGCAAUCCCCAUACCUUCCUUCAUAAUAUCCGUCAUCUACCUGACGUUCGCUUACUUCGUCAUCUACAACGAAGAGCCGGAGGAAGCGCUGGUGGACGGAGGUGGCGACGCGGACGUGGACGGCGAGGGCGGCACGGCGACGCCGCUGCCCCCGGCGCUGACGCCCGCCAGCGACGCCUUCCGGGAAGACCUGGCCAGCUUCGGCCACCAGCUCAAGGUCGCCAUGGCCGACGAGCUCAGCCGCGAGAGCGUGCCCGACGUCGUCGCCAACUCCACAUCCGUCCCCGGGAGCCUUGGAAAGACGAUGGCGACUAGUAUUCCAACUCCAGGCGGCCCCAUCGCAGAUGUAUAGGACAAGCACUCCAGAAUGAGUGAGACACCACAGAAGAGACUAAACGAUUGAGAAGGAAGGUUCUUGCUGAGAGCACAGUAAUUUUCUUUCAUUGACACGUCUAUCAUACCUAUUUCAUUCGGUUAAUUUUAAGGAGUUCUAAUACACAAUUUUUGACACACUUUUGCAUGUUUCUAUUUUUUAGGGGGGGAAGAGGUUUUGAAGACCAUAUUCUCCGUUACUGACCAUAAGUAAUCAGUUUAUCUUUCCAAAUACAAUAAUUUUUCUCGGCACAGUAAGGAAUGUAAUGUGAAUCAUGUUUGGUCACUUUGUCGGAUGAUACUGCUAUAGGUGCUAUCUUGCUAAAUAAUGGACAUAUUGUUAUAUUUUCAAAAUGUCUUUCAUGCUAACGUUAGCAAUUGUAUUUGUAAUAUUUGUGUGGAAACAAACAAGUUGAGUGGUUUCUGAAGUAAUGUUUUUCAAAGAAACAUCUGUUACAAUGUUGUUGAACAUAUUCUGUCGUAAGAGUGGAGAGAAAAUCCCACAACGUUCAUGAUUUAUAGUGAAAUAUUUUAUCCAUAAACACAUAUUCUAAUGAGUGAUGUAUUAUGUUGCUGUCGUUCAGAAUCUUUAACUUUGGUACUUUAUAAGAAGAGUGCUGGUUUGUUAAUUGUUGAAACUGUUCCAUAAAUGGUAAAUAUCACAAAUGUUUUAAAAUCAACAACUGAAACAAUAAUUUUAUGCGAUGAGUUUGUAGCUUUUUAGUAUCGAUUCAACCAACGAACUCUUGCAAUACUGCAUAUAUAUCAAGCAACAUGAAAGUGCUUUGACAUAAAACUAAUUACAAGUCGAAUGAUGAAACUGAGUGAUGCUGUUGUAAUAAGUGUAAUGUAACAGUUAGUGCUUUUUGAUGCCAUGUAUGAUUUAGUAACAAAUAUUUACAGUUUUCCUAUAGUAACAUAAAACAAAGCCUGCCCAACAACAAAUUUUUAUAUGAAUCUGUUGUUUAUCAUUUUCAUUAAGUGAAAUGAAGUUAUCUCUGACAAUCUCGAUGGAACGUUUAGAUAAGUAGCUCUUGUUCAGUGUAAACUUAAGCACCAAAUAAGAUUAAACUACUCAUCACUGAAUCGAGUAAGGACAAAAAAGUCUGUGAUCUAGAAACAGUUUAAAAUACUCUGUGUGACUAUUAGAAAAAUGGUAAGCAAAUAAUGGUAAACUAGUAUAUUAUGCAGAUCUCCAACUAGCAGCUAGAAAUUAUUAUGUGACUGACACCGCCCACUGGUAACGUUCUCCAAUGAUAAAUGUUUUGCAUAAAUAAAAUCUAAUUCACUGUGUAAAGCAAUCUUAGACGUAGAAAUUUUAGCUUAUGAUAGAGGUUUAAUCGUUCUAUAAUUCCUGUUGAAUUGCAAUGAAGGCUUCAUUUCAAAGCAUUUAAUUAAAUACAAAUUUAAUUCCGUCCAGAGCUGCAUCCUACAAAUCUCUUCAAAACAGUGGCAAGGAUUUGUUGCUGUACAAAGUAAGAAAUGUGACAGGAUAGUUGGAUGAAUAUAAACAGUUAACUGAAUCUCAUCUAGUUGUGCUGCUAAUAGAAGCAAUAGGCUUUUGCAAACGUUGUUCUAUAGUUAUAUAAGUAAUAGACAUUAAAAAUAUACCGGAAAUCCGUUUUAGAACAGCUCUCAUUAAUUAAAUGUAAAUAGGUAGUGUCACAUCUCACUCAUUUUUGUGCACUUAAUAGUAACAGGCAAAUCAAUUUGAAAUUCAUUUCUCAUGUAAUUAUCUCAACUAGCUAUGCUGUUUCUAAAUUAAGAAACGUACUUGUGUUGAGAAAGCCUUAAACUGUGUGGCAUUGUUGCAUGAUAUAUUUUUGUAAACGUUUUCAUUUUUAAUAACUUUUAACCAUUCCGAAAAAAUAAUUUAUCACAAAUAUGGGAGCGUAUCUUUGUUUCUAUGGAAGCGUUCUUAAACUGGGAAUGGAUUCAAAAAUUUUUUGUAACUAUCUCUACCUUAUUAUAGCUGUAAAAAUUGUGCAUCGAAACACACCCAGCUGGCUGUGAAAUAAGCUAAGUACCCUAGAAUUUUAGAACUUCAUAGAGCAUAUAUGACCCAGAAAACAGUAAUAAUAGUAGAACAAAAGUGAGUCAUGUGUCAGAAAAUACUAUUUAUACCUGUCAGGAGUGACAUUUAAAGAAGUUUGGAAAAUGGUUACAGGUCAUUAUUAUCUCUGGAUUCAAGCCAUAGAAUUUGCGGGUGAAAUAUAUUAUAUUAGCUUUUUAUAACUCAUAUUAUAUAAAUUAAUGAACAAUAUUCAACGUACGUGGAGCUUUCGACAAAAAAUGUUUAUACCACACAAGAGAAGGCUGAAAAAUGUAUUCUAUGAACUAAAUAAACAUGUGGUCCAGUUUGUGGUAUUAGUGUUGUGACUACCGCUUCUUCAAUGCCAACGUGACAGAUUCAGUGCAAUAAAUCUUGUCUAUUUAAACUCACAGAAUGCAAAUAAUACUCACUAUUUCAAUAGAAGAACGUUAAAUUUUCACUGAAUUUUGCGAAUGGUAGUAGCUAUGCACAUGUAAGGAUGACGACGUGGAAGUGAUGUGGCUAAUGCAAUACAUUAUUAUACUUCUGAUGAAGUUGUUGACGCUUGCAUUGUUGGUUGAAUUUUGCUACCUUUAUUUUUAAUAUAUCUUUUGAUAUUUGGAAAUGAAGUGGAGUCUUUUGUAUCAUAUAAUCUCUUCUGCUAAUGCAUUCCACACACCACUACAGCUGAGUCAUUUUUGCUGUUGAGGUCAAUUUCCAGCUUCAGUCAAUUUCGGAACUGGAGCUUAACAUACAUUACAGAAUUGUUAACUAUGUAGCUACGUUCAGUACCUCACUGAAAUAUUUUUAAUGAGAAUGUAUACUUUUGUAACGACUUCUGGUGUAUCUGCAGUUAUGCGUUCAUGUCAUGAUUUAACUUUUGGUUUCUUGAGAAAAUGGAAUGUACUUAAUAAUCAAUUUGAUAAACUGCAACUCCAGACUAGUCCACAAUGUAUCUGGAUCUCUUUGCAUGUAAUUCUUAACACCAGAAGAUUGUAUGGUAUCAUUUAUGUAUUUAACACCAGAAUGCUGCAGAAAGGUACAAUAUCUCCGAUUAAUCUUGAAUUUCUUUUUUGAAUUGUUUUCGAUAGAAAACUAUGUAACUGCAACUUAGCUUUUAUUUUCAUACAUUAUAUGUGAGAACGUAUUCUAAUUUGGAAGUGACUACUUUAUCAUGAACAUUAAUUUUGUUUCCUUGCAACUUCAGAGGCUGCUCAUUUAAACAUAUGAAACAAACUAGUGUAAAGCCCAGUUUUAUUUUGUUCAAGAAUGUGUAUUUCUUUCUAUAUUGUACACAUCUAUAUUUCCAAUCUCAGGUCGUGAUGUAAUUCCUUCCGCAAUAUAAUAUAACAAUCACAAAUUUUUUGAUGUACUUUUAUACAACAGAAGUAUGAGUUCGCAAUUAACUGGAAAUUCACCAGAAAUCGAAGCUGUUAUGGAUGAUGGUACAAGCUUCCCCAACCAGUUAUUCAGUGUGUGUGUGAACUGUAUAAAAAAGAGAUGCUUUUUUAUCAUUCUAUAGAGUUUAGGGGAUGCCACUGAGUGGUCUUCAUUACUAAAGCAAUAUCGUGCAUAAUGCAUUUGUAAAUGGGAUGCCUGCUAUCCUGAGGAGACAUAAUAUGUACCUUUAUGCCCAUCAUCAAGUCCAAAUGUUUUUUAUUGUUCUGGCACAUGGUUAUACUAUGAAAAUUUUGUUACUUGUAAGUUCGCUUUUGUAAGGAAUCAUAUUCUGCAUAUUGUUAUUAAUAAAUUAAUUGCCAUUCUUUCA
This is a messenger RNA of Schistocerca cancellata (South American locust), 5218 nucleotides long. RefSeq names its product protein tipE (gene tipE). Lineage: Eukaryota; Metazoa; Arthropoda; Insecta; Orthoptera; Acrididae. Bases 358 to 1398 code for a protein of 346 amino acids. The transcript has 3 exons. Gene Ontology annotation, biological process: regulation of sodium ion transport. Gene Ontology annotation, molecular function: sodium channel regulator activity. The record is from RefSeq and is a predicted model, not a curated record.